UCGGCACUGAGAUAUUUGCACCAAUGGCUCAGACUAAUCUACCACCGCUGGGGCCAUGGAAGGUCACAGUGUAUGACCAGGGGCACUUCCAGGGAAAACGAAUGGAAUUCUCCUCUUCCUGUCAGAACAUCAUGGAGUGUGGAUUGGACAACAUCCGUUCCCUGAAAGUGGAAUCUGGCACCUGGGUGGGCUACGAGCACUCCAGCUUCUGUGGACAGCAGUUCAUUCUGGAGAAGGGGAACUACCCUUGCUGGGAGGCCUGGAGCGGAAGCCACGCCUACCACGUCGAGAGAUUGACAUCCUUCCGCCCACUCUGCUGUGCUGACCAUAAGGAGUCCAAGAUUGCUGUCUGUGAGAAGGAGAACUUCACUGGACGCCAGUGGGAGAUAUCUGACGACUACCCGUCUCUCCCGGCCAUGGGCUGGCCCAGCAGCGAGAUCGGAUCCAUGAAGGUCCAAAGUGGGGCCUGGGUUUGCUACCAGUACCCCGGCUACCGCGGACACCAGUACAUCCUGGAGUGUGAUCGCCAUGGUGGCAACUAUAAACACUACCGGGAUUGGGGCUCCCAUGCUCAGACGUUCCAGGUGCAGUCCCUCCGUAGGGUGUAGCACGGAGGGUCGUGGACGAGAGCCAGUGGGCGG
Messenger RNA from Electrophorus electricus (electric eel), 641 nucleotides. It is a transcript of the gene cryba1a, whose product is annotated as crystallin, beta A1a. Gene Ontology annotation, biological process: lens development in camera-type eye; visual perception. The record is from RefSeq and is a predicted model, not a curated record. NCBI's taxonomy places the organism in Eukaryota, Metazoa, Chordata, Actinopteri, Gymnotiformes, Gymnotidae. Gene Ontology annotation, molecular function: structural constituent of eye lens.